AUGUCUACUGCUACAAAAAAACCUCAAUCUAAAAACUAUUCUGGAGAAAGACAAAAACAUUAUCUUACAGAAUAUAUUAUAACUACCAAUGAAUAUGUCAAUCUUCUAAAACUGAAUAAUAAAUAUUGUUAUUGUGAGCCUUGUUUUAAAGCAUCAAAUUCUGAAAAAGUUAAACUUGUUAAUAGAAAAAAAUUAGUAAAAAAUUAUCUCAAAGUAUGUAUAAAUUUUAUAUAUAAAGUCAGUAGAGAAGAACAAGCAAAAAAUAUUUUAAAUAAUGAAGAACAGUUAGCUAAAAAACUACAUCUAGAUUUUCAAGAAUCUUCUGAUGAAGAUAUUAUUAAAACUAUAGCUCAAAAUACAAUAGUGACAGAAAAAAAUAAGACCAAAAUUGAUUAUUUUCUUGCUCGCAUACUAACUGUUUUAGAACAAAGUGCAAUUAAUAUAAGUAGGCACAGAAAGAAAUAUGAGGAUAUUAUGCAAAUUAUUGAAGAAAUGUUUGAAGAAAUUAAUUCAUUAAAUAUAAAAGUAAUAGGACUUGUAACUGAUAAUAAUGCAGCCUAUGCAGUCUCAUGGUAA
Messenger RNA from Scutellospora calospora, 576 nucleotides. NCBI's taxonomy places the organism in Eukaryota, Fungi, Glomeromycota, Glomeromycetes, Diversisporales, Gigasporaceae. The record is from the annotation of a GenBank genome assembly.